AACCUCUAUCAGUAGUCGCUGGAUCGACGUACCCUGAGGUUGGACAAGAUGAUGCACUACCUCGUACUUUUUUCAGUCAUUUUGAACGUAGUCUUCUGCGCGCCACAAUGGUAUGGCGGUGGUCAUCCCGGAGGCUAUGGCGGCCACGCAGCACCAGCGCCACUAGGACCAGACGGGAGAGUUGUCGACACACCGGAAGUGGCGCAAUUGAAGGCUGCUCAUCUGGCUGCCCUAGCUGACGCAAAUGCUAGAGCACCGAAAGUGGGCCCCGCCGGACCAUAUCCCGGCCCUGCUGGUUCCUACGCACCUGGAAACUACGCCCAUUACAGCGGCCCGCCAGCACCCUUGGGACCUGACGGUCGCGUUGUGGACACGGCGGAGGUGCAGCAGGCCAAGGCUGUCCAUUUCUCCCUCUUCAACGCCGAAGCCCAACGAGGCCCAGUGGGUCCGGCUGGCCCAGCGGCCCAAGCACCCCAUAAUCCCUCAUGGAACCCCGCAGGCGGGUACAAUCCAUCCAAUCAAUGGGGUCAGCAAAACAAUUGGAAUCAAUACUAGAUACUGAUCUUCCAAGAAAAUCGCACAUCAUUCUUCCACCAUCGACGCAUCUAGAGGAUCGAUAGAUCCUCUACAGGCAUCGUAUUCGAUCUACCUCUGAGCACCAAGUCUAUCGAAAAAUCGACUUAAAGAUUUUGCUCUCUCUUUUCUACUCUUAAAAAUCAGAAAAUGAAUAUUUUCAUUUUCAUUUCAGAUUUUCCUCGUUAUUUCUUGUUAUAAUGAAUUUUACUAUACCUCAUACUAUUUCCUAUCACCGCGCGACUGCUUCUUACGAUCUCGAAUCGCGUUUCAGCUACCUCUUUGUCGACUCGAACGGUACCGCGUUGCCUACUGUAGAAAAAUAUACGGAUCUGUUUGCGAAAACGAUGUCAGUUCCUAUGUUUCUUGCCAUCUCGAAGCACAUCCUUGCCUGUUUUGUCAGACCUCUUGUGAACAGGUUGCGACAUGGGCGUAGCCAGGUUAUUAGUUAGGGGCAUAAAAUUUAUCUCAAGUAAAAUUUUAUAUUAUUUUUCUCCUCUAGGGGAGUGAGCA
Molecule: messenger RNA, 1086 nt
Organism: Dufourea novaeangliae
Lineage: Eukaryota; Metazoa; Arthropoda; Insecta; Hymenoptera; Halictidae
Product: pupal cuticle protein-like
Exons: 3
Coding region: 49-555 (168 amino acids)
Source: RefSeq, a predicted model, not a curated record